AUGUUUUUGAUGAAUACCAUUAAGGGAAUCUUUCAUCACGAGGAGGAAGCAAACAAUGACGCAGCAGGGGAAAAGGAAAAGAAAAACAAAAGGGUUCAUAUUAGUGAGCUGAAGGACGAAGUGUGGUUAUACAAAAGUGAGGAUAAGAAGGAGCGCCUAAGUGAAGACUACGCCAGUGAAUACGAAGAUGAAGGUGGGAGCUUCUAUGAUGAAGAGGGUGGGAGGAAGCCAAAGGACCAUUUUCUGGAGGUGCCGCUAUUCGAUGAAGACGAAAGUGGACGGAGCAUCCAAAAAAAUUUGAGGUCCCUCCCGAGCAGGAAAAUAAAAGCAAUAAAAAGAAGCGAAGAGUCCGAAGUCAGCGAAGAAAGUCUAAGCACCACCGAUGAGGAAGAAGACAUGGAGGAGCCUUUCCUCGACCUGUACGAGGAAUUAAAGAGAGAACAAAGCGUAAAGGAGUUCUACAACCCGAUGCUGCGGCCCAGACUGUGGCGCUUCGAAUUUUUUAUAAAAUACAUCCAUAACCUGGAAAAUCAGUUGCAGAGAAAUUUUUACUUAGUGUCCUUCGGGAACAUCAAGAAGCUGAAGCUCUACGGAGACCUGAAGAAGGAGGUGCUGUACACGCCCGGGUAUUCCGUAGAACCGGGGGAGGUCAAGUACUUGAAGGUUCCACUGCCCAUCUGGGCGGAAAAGGAGUUGAGCAUAUCCUACGAGGACUUGCAGAACUUCGAAGUGGCCAUCGAAAUGUGGUGCAUAAAGGGGUUCAUAUUCAAUGAGCUGUACGCCUCGUCCAAGAAGACGCUGAAGGAGGUCAUUGAAAACGACCCCGACACGAACAUCAUCCUCAGGCGGAGGAUCGAGAAGAGGAACAUCACUUUUGAGGCCCAGCGCUUGGGGGUGUACAUGCAGCUGUCCGAAAUCUUCGAGUUCCACAUGGCCCUGGACAGCUGGUGGUUCAUAGCGAAUUCGGAAAUGCCCAGUUACCUGAAAACCCUCCCCAAAAUUUUGCGGUUCAAAUUUCCCCUAAGCGAGGACGACUGGGUCAUUCACAGCUCGCACAAGUCUCAGAACAACUUUUGGCUCUACCCGGGAUACUUCUGUUUCAUUGGGACGUACCAUCAGCUGGCCAACGCCUUUUUCAUCCUCACGGUGCUGUCCCACAACACCAGCUACAGAUACAAGCCGCCCAUCCUGCUGGGGUCCUGCAUCAUAUCUUUAAAGUCUGUGACGGAGCACCCCUUUUUCAAAGGAACUGUGAAGAAGCUGACCCUAGACAAGACCAAAUUCAGGCAGGGGGAAAUUGUGGGGAACAUCAAGUGCUUUGUCAACAGCUACGGCAUAGAGGAAGGGGACAUCCCUGUGCAGCGGCCCGUCCAGCCGCUGAGCGACGCCACGCUGGUGAACCAGCUGGUUUUGAACGACCACUACUUGGUGAUCAGAGUCAUCAAGUGCGAAAACCUAGCCAUCAGCAGCAUCGACUUGAACAACGUGAACAUAAACGUGUGGGUGAAGUGGGACGGCAUAGUCAACAAAACGGACACCGUUUCGAAGAGCACCUCCCCUUUCUUCUACCAAAAUUUGUAUUUCCCCAUUCGGCUAGUAGAUAAAAAGGAGCUGACCCAUGAGAGUCUCAUAAAGAAUGUGUUGCCAGUGGACUUGAUUUCCAAAGGGGAGAUAUGCUUCGAGGUGCACAAUAACAAUGAAGUAAAUUCCACCAUUUUGGGGAUCUUCGAGCUCCCCUUCGCGGACAUUUUUAACUACGGCACGCCGGAUUACCGCUCCCUGGCCCAGGAAGCCUCCCAAAGCAGCUCCCCCUACAACGACUACAAGGACAACUACGACGCUGCGAAUGAGGGGGCGGACCUUGCGAGCGACAAUUACGACGACUACUACGUGAGGAAGUACAAAACCGUCGUGUAUAAGAACACCUUAGAACUGAUGUACUCCACGCUCCACCUGAAAGCGUUGAACAUGGAGAGCAUACAGACGAAGAAGGAGUCGACCAUUUCGGUAGAAGCCUUCGUCAUCCCCCCACUGCCCAGUGGCUUGGUCUUUGUGGAAAAGGAAAAGAUUCAGAACGCUUCGAUGAUUUACAAGUCCAUGUCGAAGAGGUGGGAACGGGACUUCGCCAAGUUCAAGGACACCUACACGCAGUGGUUCCCCCGGGCGGAUAAAAGUAGGAGCUUCCCCUGUGUGAGCAGAAACGAGUUCGACGGCAACCACUACCCCCUGUGCAGCUUCGUCACUUCGAUUAACUUGCCCGCCCAAGUGUCAACUCCGGGCCCCCUCUUCCACUGGCUGAACAACAUUGAGUACAUCGAGAACGAAGACGAGUCGUCGAUCUUUACCCCCCCGUAUUUUUUCCUGUCUUAUAAGAAGGGGACGAUACAGGACCACGUGCUGUUGCUGUGCUGCUGCCUGAAGGGCCUGGAGUACGACGCGUAUGUGUGCAAAGGCACAAUAAACAACGGGAAGAAGAACCACUACUGGGUCAUGACGAGGCACGAGGACGGGUGGGUGUGCUUCUGGGAAGUGACGAACAAGUGCAUCAUCCACCUGAAGAGGAGGUGGAACAACAGCAAUUUCUCGAGGAACGCAGAGGUGAGAGCUCAGGAGGAAAUGAUCAGCAAGGUGGUGGAAGGCAACGACAGGGAAAGGUACUACACAGGGGAUUACUUAAUGAGCUUUGUAAGAUACGGGUUGGAGGAAUUAAAAAAGAGGGAGAAGCAAAUCAAGGAGGAAUACGACUUGAAGGAGCAAAACAAGCUAUACACGAUGGAGCUUUAUCGAGAGAACCACAUGAAGGAUGAGCAGGUAGAUGUAAAUGAAGUUCUUUAUAACGAUGAGGAACUCUUUAACAACAUGUUCGAGGUGAAAUUUGAAAAGCAUGAAACGUACAGUUCUAGUAAGGCGUUGAAAUAUUUGCUGGAAAAUUUCUCCAAGCAUAUUCCCAUUGCUCCGAAGAUGUUUCUUCUAGAUUAUGAGAGUACUUUAGCUUAUGUGCCCUACUCGUCCGUCGAGGUCGUUUUCAAUGACGAGCAGUUGUAUGGGAACCUGCAGAACCACCACCCCGCGUGCAUUCUCUACGACUUGGAGAACAACUUCCACUGGCGCCCCCUGCUGAACCACUCCCCCGUGCCCAUCAAGAGUGAAAUCACCAUAUCGACCCCGUUGAGCGAUAGGCUUUCCGUGAAGUACACGAAGGACCUCGAGGAGGAGAUCCAAGAGAUGAUACUCUUCAUGAGGACCAAGGAGGGGCUGGACACCUCCUUUGAGCAUUCCAAGGAGAUUAGGCACUUCCUAGAAAUGUACAUCGACCUGUGUGAGUACAAGCUCAACUUGGAUAACAAUUACAAUACCAAGCCUGAAAAUUAUGACCGUGCAGGGGGGGGUGAAGCAGCGGCAGUUGGGGGGAAAGCAGCGGAAGUUGGUCAAGCAGCGACAUUUGGGGGAGAGGACAAAGCCCACUUGCAUUUGAGGAAAACGUGGUCUCAGUACAAAAACGAUUAUUACCCCAACAUCGAAGCGCAGUACGUUAACAAGGAGAACCUUAACUUUUACGAAACCUACCACCCAAGUGGACACAACGAAAUGAUAAGCCACGAGCAGAAGAAGCACCUCGCCAACAUCCCAGAGGAUUACAUAUACGGGAUGAAUGAUGAGGUGUACACGCAGGGGAAGGAGCAGUACAUAAAGAACUACGUUUUUUGUAGGGACAGCGCGGAUAUACUAAACAAUUAUGACAGCAGUGUGAAGAGGAAGAAUGUGAAGCGGUUCAGCAAUGCGCCUGUGCACUACCAGGAGAGGGUCCACGCGGGGGGGGAGGCAGCGAUGGGGGGUGUGGAGAUGGAGAGUGUUACGCGAAGUGACAGUCGAAGUGAUACCAAUGAUCCACCGGGGAAGGAGCCCCAACUGGGGGGAGAGAAAAACCAAGAGGAGGAUAUCCCGAGCAUCUCGGGGGAUGGUAGCAUCCAGGAAGGAGACCCAACAAGUGAAGCCAACGCGGAGUCGAAACGGCGGCCCCGCUGCACUGACCGAGCAGAUGUGCCAAACAAGUAUAUAAAGAAAUAUAACAAAAGGUAUGAUGGCCUGCUUAAGCUUGAAAAAAGUUUGAAGAAGAAGGAGAAACAGAUGAAGGAGGAAAUGAUGGACGUUAAGUUGGGGGGGGAAUUCCUCCAACGUGGUCGGCUAGGUAGGCAGUCCUUCUUCAGCUAUGUAGACACACAAGCAUUUUUGAAGCACACCUUGGGGAGGAAAACACGUACAAAAAAAGGGGUUAAUAAGUCAGUGCAUGAGAAGAGGUGUGUCAAAUGUGAUCAUCUGUUUAAUGGCUACCUGAUUAUCCCCUCGAAGGGGGACCACUCGGGAGACGGCACUGAAGGUAGGUGCAAUGGUGAAGGGACACAGCGGGGGAGGAGAAGUGGUGACGGAGUAGGUCCAUCGUACCGCGUGAACGAGUCAAGCACCACGCGUAGAAGCACCCUCCUGAGGAAGUCGCACCCCAGUGGGAAGAAGUUACGUGAAUUAGUCGCCAAGUGUAAAAAACGAUAUUGCAUGAAGAAGAUGGGAAGGGACAUGCUUAAGUUAAAAGUGGCUUUCUUAAGGCGUAGGAUUAGGGGGAACGGGAAAGGAAGAAGCGGUGCGCGCUUUGAGAGGAACCCAUUCGUUAGUGAGAAGAAGGCGGAAGACAGAAAAGAUGGCGCCGCUUCAUCCCCUGAUAGAGAAGUGACGGGCGCGUUGCAAAGGGGGAGGCUGUUCCUUUGCCAGAGCCACCAUCAGAUGUACGCGGAUCAGAAAUUCCUCGACGUGGGCGGCGGCCCGACGGGGGCUUACCAGCAGGGCACCCCACAGGAGAUGAUGGAACAAAGCUCCCCAGACAACCCGGUGGCGCAAAACCGUUUCGCAGAUUACAACGCAAGUGAUAUGUUACGUGGGAACAACUUCCAGGGAACCUUCUAUGAACAUGUGCAGGGGAAAAAUACAAACGAAGGACUGGGGGGUAAUGUGAAUAUGCAAACUGGUGGGGAGCAUCUGACGGGAUUAACGAAGUCAAAGGAAAAAGCCCCCACACCCAUCCCGCCAAAAACGUGGAGCAGAUUAAACCCCACGUCCAAGUAUGCUGCUCAUCAGAUUUCACAGUGGAACUGGUAUUACUCAUUGGAGGAGCAGUACUUCAACUGGCAAUACUACAAGUUCCCCGUGCCGCCGAACCACACCUUCGUUGGCUUCCCGAUUCAUUUUUCGACCAUCGAUUUCUACGAAGUCAAGUCAUUCCUGCUGCACUCCAAGCGUUUCGAGAACAUAAUGAAGCUGUCCAUAGACAACAUCUCCUUCCUCAUAUACUGCAAAGUGUUCCCCCUAAUUGGCGGGAUCAUGUCGAACUGGAUGUUCCUUGGCUGUUUGGUACCCUGGAUGACUGCACAAGAGCGGGAAACCAAAAUGAAGAAGCCCCCGAAGAAGGACAUCAACCAGAGGUAGAAGUGGGGACGAAGGG
Plasmodium vivax (malaria parasite P. vivax) is the source of this 5491-nucleotide messenger RNA. RefSeq lists its product as hypothetical. NCBI's taxonomy places the organism in Eukaryota, Apicomplexa, Aconoidasida, Haemosporida, Plasmodiidae. The record is from RefSeq and is a predicted model, not a curated record. The coding region runs from base 1 to 5475 and encodes 1824 amino acids. The transcript has 20 exons.